AUGGGGGGCCCCAGGUAUGGGUCCAAGAGAAGGGGGGCGCCGGCGGGUGCUCUCCCAUUGGGGUUGCUUCUACUCUGCCUUCUCGUGAUAGCUGGCGAGGCAGCGGACUCAUACGGGAGCAACCAGAAGCAGACUCAACCCCCGUCGGCGACCAGCUAUAAGGACUCGCAAGCGGCGGGUUAUAAGGCGGCCAGCCCUUCUCCGAGGUUGUCGUACCAGCAGCCAACGCAGGCGUAUAAGGCGCCGGAGGCGACCAAAGCGUAUCAGGAGCCGGAGCGCACGCAGGCGUAUAAGGCGCCGGUGGCCACCAAAGCGUAUCAGCAGCCGGAGAAGACGCAGUCAUAUAAGGCGCCGAAGGCGACGAAGGGCUAUCAGGAGCCGGAACGGACGCAAGCGUAUAAGGCGCCGGAGGCCACCAAAGCGUAUCAGCAGCCGGAGAAGACGCAGGCGUAUAAAGCGCCUGAGGCGACGAAAGCCUAUCAGCAGCCAGAGAAGACGCAGGCGUAUAAGGCGCCGGAGGCCACCAAAGCGUAUCAGCAGCCGGAGAAGACGCAGUCCUAUAAGGCGCCAGAGGCAACGAAGGGCUAUCAGGAGCCGGAGAAGACGCAGUCGUAUAAGGCGCCGGAAGCGACGAAGGGCUAUCAGGAGCCGGAGCGGACGCAAGCGUAUAAGGCGCCGGAGGCGACGAAAGCCUACCAGCAGCCGGAGAAGACGCGGUCGUAUAAGGCGCCGGAAGCGACGAAGGGCUAUCAGGAGCCCGAACGGACGCAAGCGUAUAAGGCGCCAGAGGCGACGAAGGGCUAUCAGGAACCAGAACGGACGCAAGCGUAUAAGGCGCCAGAGGCGACGAAGGGCUAUCAGGAGCCGGAACGGACGCCGUCGUAUAAGGAGCCGGAGCGUACGCAGUCUUAUAAGGCGCCGGAGGCGACGAGAAGCUAUCAGCAGCCGGAGAGGACGCAGUCGUAUAAGGCGCCUGAGGCAACGAGAGGUUAUCAGCAGCCGGAGCCAACGAAGGGCUAUGGAAACCCAGAGCCGACUAAGGGUUACGGAAACCCGGAGCCCACCAGAAGCUAUAGUAACCCUGAGCCAACCAAAGGGUAUAAAAACCCAGAGCCCACCAAGGGUUACGAGAACCCCGAGCCAACCAAGGGUUACGGGAAACCGGAGCCCACGAAAGGGUACGGAAACCCUGAGCCGACCAAGGGUUACGGUAACCCUGAACCCACCAAGAGCUACGGGAAACCAGAGCCCACGAAGGAGUACAAGAAUCCAGAGCCGACAAAGGGUUAUGGAAACCCUGAGCCGACCAAGGGUUACGGGAAACCAGAGCCCACGAAGGAGUACAAGAACCCAGAGCUGACAAAGGGUUACGGGAACCCAGAGCCGACGAAGAGUUACGGAAACCCUGAGCCGACUAAGGCUUAUGGGAACCCUGAGCCAACCAAGGGCUACGGAAAACCGGAGGCCACGAAGAGCUACGGGGAUCCUGAGCCCACGAAAGGAUACGGAAACCCGGAGCCGACGAAGGGCUACGGAAAACCGGAGGCUACCAAAGGGUCUGAAAAGCCUGAACCGACGAAGGGUUACGGUAACCCUGAGCCGACCAAGGGAUACGGAAACCCUGAGCCCACGAAGAAUUACGGAAAGCCGGAGCCGACGAAGGGCUAUGGGAGCCCAGAGCCGACGAAAGGUUACGGCAACCCUGAGCCGACCAAAGGGUACGGAAAGCCGGAACCCAUGAAGGGCUAUGGGAAUCCUGAACCGACCAAGGGUUACGGGGACAAGCCCGAGCCGACCAAGGGUUAUGGAGACAAACAUGAGUCAACCAAGGGAUACGGUGACAAGCCCGAGUCAACCAAGGGUUACGGGGACAAACCCGAGUCGACCAAAGGUUACGGGAACAAGCCGGAGUCAACCAAGGGUUACGGGGACAAACCUGAGCCGACCAAGGGUUAUGGGGACAAACCUGAGUCGACCAAGGGAUACGGUGACAAGCCGGAGUCAACCAAGGGUUACGGGGACAAACCCGAGUCGACCAAGGGUUACGGGGACAAGCCGGAGUCGACCAAGGGUUACGGGGACAAACCCGAGCCGACCAAGGGUUAUGGGGACAAACCUGAGUCGACCAAGGGUUAUGGGGACAAGCCGGAGUCGACCAAGGGUUACGGGGACAAGCCCGAAUCAACUAAGGGUUACGGUGAUAAGCCCGAGUCGACCAAGGGUUACGGGGACAAGCCGGAGUCGAACAAGGAUUACGGAGACAAGCCCGAAUCAACCAAGGGCUAUGGGGACAAACCUGAGUCAACCAGGGGUUACGGAGAGAAGCCGGAGUCAACCAAGGGUUACGGGGACAAACCGGAGUCGACCAAGGGUUAUGGAGACAAGCCGGAAUCGACCAAGGGUUACGGAGACAAGCCGGAGCCGACAAAGGGUUACGGGAACCCAGAACCGACCAGAGGUUAUGGCAACCCGGAGCCGACAAAGAGGACUCCGCCAGCACCCACGGAUCGCCCGUACGGUAACCCGUCCACUAACCCGCCCAAGACUCCUGCGCCGAGCCACAGCACUCCCGCUCCCAAGCCCACCACGCCCCGCGGACCCCCCGACAGCUACCGUUGCUCCGGUUCCAGCUGCGCAACGGCCACCCACUCCUUCCAGCAGAGCCAAGCGCCCGGCGGAUGGGCCUCCGGCCAGUGGAUCUGGUUUAGCUCCGUUAUCCAAACCUCCCGGUUGAACGCCCCGAGCACCGUUACGAUUGCCCCGAGCACAAUCUCAGUCUGCGGCCUGAGCAUCCCAGCCCCCGCGGCAACGAUUAGUUUCAGCGCGGGGCCUGCGUCGACAAUCUUUUCGCGGGGGCAGUGGGUGACGUCAGCGAAUCAGGGGAAUGGUGACGUGUUCGCAGUCGGACUUGCGCACCAAGUCACCGCUUCCGAAGCGGUGGUUCUAAAAUCUUGCGGCGGAGGGGGGUCCCAGUACAGCUGGACGCUGUGUGUUUCGGCUCUUUCCACCCCCCCGGCGGGAGUGGAGAUCAGCUUCCAAGUGGCGGCCGCAGUUUACGCGCAGAUGACCGGUGAUCUGACCAAGGUUUACCCUGCCCCAGACAAAAAGUCAGCUAACCCGGGGUUAGGUUGCAACGCUCAGGCGUGCAGGGCCGGCUGUGCGAGGACUAACGACGCGGGGGCUCCUGCGGCCUUCGCCUGUUCCAGCAAUCUUCUCGGCGGAGGCACGGGGGGGAAGGGUUCCAACUUCGUCGGCAGUUACUCAAACAGCCCAAUGAUCUGCAUCGGUAAGGUCCUCGCUAAGAAUCAUUCUCCAUCUCAGUAG
Molecule: messenger RNA, 3324 nt
Organism: Klebsormidium nitens
Lineage: Eukaryota; Viridiplantae; Streptophyta; Klebsormidiophyceae; Klebsormidiales; Klebsormidiaceae
Source: the annotation of a GenBank genome assembly